Molecule: messenger RNA, 1590 nt
Organism: Angiostrongylus costaricensis
Lineage: Eukaryota; Metazoa; Nematoda; Chromadorea; Rhabditida; Metastrongylidae
Source: the annotation of a GenBank genome assembly
CUGCAUUUCAGGGAUUCAGAAGGAAGGAGUUGUUUGGAACUGGCUGCAUUAUAUGGUCUAAUUAGCACUCUGAGAAUAAUUUGCGGUCUUGGGGUUAACAUUAACGAGCGGACUCAUGACGGGUCUGGUUACACGGUGUUAAUGCAUUCUCUUAGCAAAGGUCAUUAUGAAUGUGCUGAGCUUUUGGUAUCAUUGGGGUGUGAUUUGGAAUCCGUAACGUUAGAUGGGCUAUACCUGCAGACAAUGUUACACCAUUUCAUUGACAUUGUUGAUGAAGAAGCAGCAGUUUUUCUUAUAAAGAGUGGAUGUGAUGGUAAUGCUGUACGAGUUCCACGCGAUUCUAACAACUUGGUGGAAGAAACACCUCUUCACAGAGCUGUAUCUGCUCAGAUGAAUAAAAUUGUGGCUGCUCUUGUUUCUAGCAAGACUAAUCUCAAUGUUCAGGACGCACAUGGUCGUACAGCGUGCCAUAUUUGUGUUCAAGAACGAAAUCACAUUGCAUUAUCGGAACUUUUAAAAGCCAAUGAUGUUGAAUUUUUGUCCAUACGGGAUAAAUUUGGGCACACUCCAUUUUCACAAGCACUUUUUUCCAAACAGCAUGUGGUAUUUUUAUUAUUAGCCAGACUACCUCAUGUUGCACUGCAAACUAACGGAAAUGGUGAAAAUCUGCUUCAUACUUCGGUGAAGUUAAAUGAUCUUGAAAGUGUGCUAUUUCUCCUAAGCACCAGUAGCGAUGCUACUCGUGCGACCGAUGGAUCGGGGCGUAACGCACUACAUUAUGCUGCAGAUGUCGACAAUGAGUUGAUUUUGCGUAAUUUAUUACUUGUUGGCUGUGAUGUGAACGUAACAGCAAAAGAUGGUAGUACUGCGUUACACGCUGCAGUUCGUGGAAACCGCCCGCAUCAUACUGAAAUUCUGUUGGAAAAUGCAGCUAACGCAAAUCAAGUGGAUGACAGGCAUGAGAACGCGUUGUCAGUUGCUGUUCGCUAUGGCAGUUUAGAUUGUGUGAAAGUGUUGCUGGAUAACUCAAGUGUUGACGGUUUUUCACUAAAUAAGAAUGGACAGUCGGCAUUGCAUCUGUGUGCGAUGUUGACUACCGAGAAAGUUCAAUCUCGAACAGCACCAGUCGAAAUAUGUGAGCUGCUUCUGAGAAGGGAAGCACGAGCGCUGCCAGAAAAAGUCUUUAGCGCAUAUGUUGAUUUGCGUGAUGCGGAUGGAAAUACUGCACUGAUGUUGGCGUACAUGGUAGGGAAUGGCGACGUGUGUCGUUGUCUUCUUCGUUAUGGUGCAACGAUGGGAGCACGGAAUUCUGACGGGGAUACAAUAUUCACUUAUGAAACUCCUACAAGAUUGUUGCUCUUUCGAUUGCUUGAUUCGCUUGAGAAAGAACCGCGCUGGUCAGACGGGGAUAUUUGUGAUUGUGGUGUGCGAUUUUCGAUUACAGUCAGAAAGCACCAUUGUCGGCAUUGUGGUCGUCUCGUAUGCGCAAAAUGUUCGGAGGUAACGAUGCCUAUAGCCAAAUUUGGAGAAGAGAAACGUGUUCGAGUGUGUUCGUUAUGCGUUGAAGUGCUUACAAAAGGCGUUCAAUGA